UUCAAAUAGUUAUGUAAUUCCUGCAUGUGGAGUUAUAAUUUGUAAAAUAAAAACCUGCGAAAAAUAAUAAAUAAACUAUCAAACUACUUUACUACAUGUUAUUUUUCAGUUUUAAUUUAUUCUAUAGCAAAUUGCAACAACUCAAUAAAAAAUAGCAUUAUUGAGAUAUAUAUUAUUUAAUUAAUUGACUAUUGAAAUAACUAAUAAGAAGAAGAUGGCUCAAUCUUUCAACACAGUCAUCAUCAUAGGAGCAGGUGUAUCAGGAAUUGCAGCUGCUACUAAACUACUGAAGAAUAACUUCAAUAAUUUUAUCAUAUUGGAAGCUGAAAACCGUAUUGGUGGUCGCAUUCAAACUUUACCCUUUGGUGAUGGGCAUAUUGAACUAGGAGCACAAUGGAUUCAUGGAGAAGAAGGAAAUGUAGUAUUCCAAAUGGCUUCUGCUCAAAAUUUAGUAUCCGAUAAAAGAGAAACAAUACAGCAAUUUACUAAUUCUAAAUUUGUAACAUCAUCAGGUCUUGAAAUAAAAUCUAAUCAUCUUCGUGAAUACUUAAAAGUAGCUUAUUCUGUACUUGAUGAUAGCCCAAAGGAUGAUUUAGAACGAUUCAUGUCGUUAGGAGAACUUUUUCAAAAAAGAAUUGAAAAUGUCUUAGUUGACUCAGAAGAAUUACCCCUGAAGCAAUUUAUAAAUUGGUGCCAACAUUAUCAAAAUUCUUAUACUGGAAGUGAUAGUUGGUUUGAAGCAUCUGCAAUUAAUAUAGACACAUAUAAAUCUUGCCCUGGUUAUCCUGCAAUUAGUUGGAAAUCAAAAGGAUAUUCAACUGUUAUAGAUUUAUUACAGGAAAAGUUCAAUGGUGAAGUAGAAGAUCUACAUAUAAAAGAAAAAGUAAUAUUUGGAAAAGAAGUUGUAAAAAUAUAUUGGUCUGGUGAUCAAGCAGAAGUAUUAUGUGCUGAUAAUAGUCGUUUUAAAGCACAAUGUAUUUUAAAUACAAUGAGUCUUGGCGUUUUAAAAAAUGUAUGUAAUGAAUUAUUUGAACCUGAACUUCCUGAAUAUAAAUUAAAAGCUAUACAGAAUUUAGGUAUUGGGACUGUCGAUAAAUUAUUUUUGAAAUUUCCAUAUUCAUGGUGGUCUAAAAACACCACAGGGUUUAGUUUCUUAUGGUCUGAUGAUGAUCGUGAAAAAUUCAUUAAAGAAAAUAAAAGACGUGGUUGGGAUUAUCUAUGUGAUGUAUUUGGUUUUUAUAUCUGUGAUAAUUGUCCAGAUACACUCCUUGGAUGGAUAGUUGGUCCUGCUGCAAGAAACAUGGAACGGAAAUCUUUAGAUGAGAUAAAAAUUGGAUUGAUGUAUUUAUUGAAUAAAUUUUUGGGAGACAAAUACACUAUACCAUUUCCAGAUUUGGUAACUAGAUCUCAAUGGGGUUCCAAUAGCCACUUUUAUGGCUCAUAUUCUUUUCAUUCUAUGAACACUGAUAAAGAAGGAAAAGCUAAUAGUCAAUUAGCAAAACCUUUAAUUAAUUCUAAUGGAAAAAAUAUUUUACUGUUUGGUGGUGAAGCAACACAUAGUUCUUAUUUUUCAACUGUGCAUGGAGCAAUUGAAACUGGUUGGCGUGAAGCAGACAGGAUAUUGGAACAAUUUAUAGAAUAAAUAUUGAAAUAUUUUUAAUUUAACAAUGUUAGUUUACUUCUUAUAUUUCAUUA
Molecule: messenger RNA, 1695 nt
Organism: Diuraphis noxia (Russian wheat aphid)
Lineage: Eukaryota; Metazoa; Arthropoda; Insecta; Hemiptera; Aphididae
Product: spermine oxidase-like
Molecular function (GO): polyamine oxidase activity
Source: RefSeq, a predicted model, not a curated record